AUGCCUCCUGCGCUUCACGACUUAUUCAUCGGACAAUUCGGACUCGCUGUUCUCGACGCGGUGCGCGAGGUCGGACGACAGAACGAACAAGCUCGUGCCUUUACCGAGAGCAUCAAUAACGCUUUGUCCUCUGGUAUUUCUAUGAUCGAUGGCGAUGACCAAUGGGAACAACAACCUGAUGCGCAAUUCGGACACGAUGAGGCUGAUUGCCCGUCCCUCGUAAUCGAGGUCGCAUUGACGCAAAACGCAGGGCACUUGCGAAAGAUUGCCCACCAGUACAUCUAUCAUACCGAAGGGGACAUCGAAAUGGCCUUCCGAGAUGCCGACAAACGCCCUGUCCCCGGCGCUUUGACCCUACAUCUUCACGAUUUUGCAUCACACACUCUCUGUCAAGGCUGCCCCAACUUACCCUUGUCAAUCUCGUACCACGACAUUUCCAACAUGAUGGCCAAGGCCGAACUGAGCAUGGAACUACGUAAGCGCCGGAAGGACCGAACGCCUAAACGCAUCACCAAACGACGCUAUGUGGAGAGCUCAGAGGACAAGAUGGGGACAGACGAUGAGAAGUGCUGCUCCCAUGAGGCAGAUAAUGCCAUCGACAAGGAAGACGGCGACAAUGGAGCAUAUAAGCCACAAGAAUCUUGA
Molecule: messenger RNA, 645 nt
Organism: Fusarium odoratissimum NRRL 54006
Lineage: Eukaryota; Fungi; Ascomycota; Sordariomycetes; Hypocreales; Nectriaceae
Exons: 2
Coding region: 1-645 (214 amino acids)
Source: RefSeq, a predicted model, not a curated record